Messenger RNA from Carcharodon carcharias (great white shark), 1246 nucleotides. RefSeq names its product Rab acceptor 1 (prenylated) (gene rabac1). Gene Ontology annotation, cellular component: Golgi apparatus. NCBI's taxonomy places the organism in Eukaryota, Metazoa, Chordata, Chondrichthyes, Lamniformes, Lamnidae. The coding region runs from base 166 to 735 and encodes 189 amino acids. The transcript is spliced from 6 exons. The record is from RefSeq and is a predicted model, not a curated record.
GGCGUCUGAUUGGCUCCAACAUAAAGCGGAAAUACAAUCAGUGUGUAAAACUCCCCGACCAACCGGAGCCGGGAGGCUCUGACAUCACUUCCGGUGCCAACGGGACAUCAGAAACGGCACUAAUCAGUUACCUUCAGGAUCUCUCAUCUCCUAACUUUGGGGAUCAUGACUGCGAUUCCCGAAGAUGUGUUCUCUCUGACGAAGGAGGACGAAGCUACUGGUGUGACUGGCAGGAUGUACAUCCCGAAGAUCAUCUCCCAGGGACCCGCCAAGGAGUGGAUUGAGCGUCGAAGACUCACCAUCCGUCCCUGGGCAUCCUUCAUCGACCAGAAACGCUUCUCCAGGCCCAAGAACUUUGGCGAGAUGUGCAAACGCAUCGUGAAGAACGUGGAGUAUUUUCAGAGCAACUACGUGUUUGUGUUCCUGGGGCUCAUCGUCUACUGUGUGAUCACCUCUCCGAUGCUGCUCAUCGCCUUGGUGGUGUUUUUCGGUGCCUGUUACAUUGUCCACCUCCGAGCCUCUCAGUCCCGCCUCAUCCUCUUUGGUCGGGAGCUGAGUCCCACUCACCAGUACGGAGUCUCCGGUGCCGUCUCCUUCCCUUUCUUCUGGUUGGCAGGUGCAGGGUCCGCGGUGUUCUGGGUGCUGGGUGCCACCCUGGUGAUAAUUGGUAGCCAUGCUGGUUUCCAUGAGCUGGAGUCUGGAGAUGGGGAUGAGCUACAAAUGGAGUCGGUGUAACAGGCGGUGUUGGCAGUGGAGAAUGGCCUCCCACAUUGAGGCGCAGGCCCUGGACACAGCACUUUAUAUAGAGGGGGAGGGCUGGCGGUUCACCAGCUCUGCUCGCCAUGUUAAACCCAAUCUGCUUAGUCCCUCUUUGUGGCCAGGCCACAUAUCUCAGUCUGAAUCCUGGUGCAAUAUCUCUCCAUAAUCCAUUGUUCAUGUCUCGCUGUCACUCCAUCAAACCUGUCGUGAUCGGAUUUAACAAGCCUCUAUAUAUGAUUAAUAAUAUCGUAUACACACUCCCUCGGUCAGGUUGCUUUUGAAUUUUUGAUUAUUUUGACCUUGCUGUUUUACAUUUUCACUAACAUUGCAAACACUUUGCGAACUUUGUAUGUAAACGGAGGGGUGGGUGUAACGGUGCGAUUGCCAGCUCCAGCCACUAGGUGGGGCCAUGGGCUGAUGUUAUUUUCUGAUGUAACUCUUUCCACUGUGUGUGUGUGUGUGUAUAAAAAGCUCGGAUUGACCUCUC